UUACCUAAACUAAUUUAAUUAAUAUAAAUUUUUAAAAAAUUGUGUAAAAUAAUAUUAAUAAAUAAAAAUAAUGGAUUUAGCUGAUUUACAAGUUCGUCAAAACCGGGUUAAGGAUGACAUUGGAGUACAGUGUCAGAAAUUAUUUCAAACAUUUCUUGAAGAAUUUAAAGAAGAUGAUGAAGUUAAAUAUCUGGAAGCGGCUAAGGAACUCGUGAGUCCUGAGAGGAGCACAUUGGUGGUGUCGUUUGAAGAUAUUGAAAAGUAUAAUCAAGUUUUGGCGACGACUAUUAUUGAAGAGUAUUACAGAAUUUACCCAUUUUUAUGUCAAGCCGUUUGCAAUUAUGUAAAAGAUACCGGCGAGCUUCGAAAAGAAAAAGAAUGUUACGUCAGCUUGGUCGAUGUACCAACCAGACACAGGCUCCGUGAACUGACGACGUCUAAAAUCGGGACGUUGAUCAGGAUCUCCGGUCAGGUUGUCAGAACACAUCCAGUGCAUCCUGAAUUGAUUCUUGGGACAUUUGUUUGCGUUGACUGCAACGCUGUCAUCAAGAAUGUCGAACAGCAGUUCAAGUUUACUAACCCAACAAUUUGCCACAACCCAGUAUGCUCCAACAGACGCAGAUUCGUAUUGGACAUCGACAACUCUGUGUUCGUAGACUUUCAGAAGAUCAGAAUUCAGGAGACGCAGUCAGAGUUGCCCAGAGGAUGUAUACCCAGGUCGCUGGAAGUUGUCUUGAGAGCUGAAACCGUCGAAACUGUUCAGGCUGGUGACAGGUACGACUUCACCGGGACACUGAUCGUCGUUCCAGAUGUGGGACAGCUGAAUCUCCCCGGGGCGAAAGCAGAAAUAGGCUCCCGCCACAAGGCUGGUGACCAAGGCGAAGGUCUCCGAGGUCUUAAAUCCCUGGGAGUCCGAGAUCUGAAUUACAAACUAGCAUUUCUAGCAUGCAGCGUCUCUGCAACCAGUCUUCGGUUCGGCGGCACUGAAAUGGCCAUGGAGGACAUUUCUCCAGAAAUGAUGAAGCGUCAGAUGACCGAAACCGAGUGGAACAAAGUCUACGAAAUGUCCCGAGACAAGAAUUUAUACCAAAACUUAAUGUCAUCCCUAUUCCCAUCAAUUCACGGCAACGACGAAGUAAAAAAAGGCGUUACCCUGAUGCUCUUCGGUGGAGUCGCGAAGACAACCUUGGAAGGAACGACCCUUCGUGGUGACAUAAACUGCUGCAUCGUCGGAGACCCUAGUACCGCAAAAUCCCAGCUUCUGAAGCAAGUAACCGACAUUUCUCCCCGAGCUGUCUACACUUCUGGAAAAGCCUCCAGUGCAGCUGGUCUCACCGCUGCAGUAGUCCGGGACGAAGAAUCUGCUGAUUUCGUGAUUGAGGCAGGAGCCCUGAUGCUUGCGGACAAUGGGAUCUGCUGCAUCGACGAGUUCGACAAGAUGGACCCCAAGGACCAGGUGGCGAUCCACGAAGCCAUGGAGCAGCAGACCAUCUCAAUCGCUAAGGCUGGAGUUCGCGCCACCUUGAACGCCCGGACUUCAAUUUUGGCUGCUGCUAACCCCAUUGGAGGCCGCUACGAUCGCUCCAAGUCUCUGCAACAGAACGUCCAGCUGACUGCUCCGAUCAUGUCGAGGUUUGACCUGUUCUUCAUUUUAGUCGACGAGUGCAACGAGAUUGUCGACAACGCAAUUGCCAAGAAAAUCGUUGACCUUCAUAGCAACAACGUCGUCACCAUAGACACGAUCUACACUCAGGCGGAGAUCAUCAGGUACAUCAAUUUUGCAAAGCACUUCAAGCCAACCUUGACAGUAGAAGCCGCUGAGCUACUGGUUGAAAGUUACACGACGCUCCGCCAGAGGGAGGGAGUUGGAAGUUCUAAAUCAACAUGGCGCAUCACAGUCCGUCAGCUGGAGAGCUUGGUUCGUCUUUCCGAGGCGCUGGCUAAGCUUGAGUGCGCUGAUAAAGUCACGGUUAAACAUGUCCAGGAGGCGAGGAGGCUGCUCAGCAAAAGUAUUGUUAGGGUAGAGCAGCCUGACAUUGAUCUGGAUGAAGAUACUCCCGAAGAAGGCAUGGAUCUUGAUGAAGCUCCUCCGCUUAUGGAAGCUCUCAAUGAAAUGGACGCUCAACAAAAUGGUGGAGACCACACUCAAAAUGGCGAACACACUCAAAAUGGCGGAGAGCCCAAGAAGAAACUUACUAUGUCGUUUGAGGAGUAUAAGAAUCUGUCCAAUAUGUUGGUUCUUCAUAUGAGGAAUGAGGAAGAAAGCUCGGAGGUUGAAGGAAAAGAAGGCAUUAGGAAGACUGAAUUGGUCGCUUGGUAUCUUGAUAAGAUUCAAGAUCAGAUUGACUCGGAGGAAGAGCUGCUUGAAAGGAAGUCUUUGGUUGAAAAGAUUAUUGAUAGACUUAUUUAUCAUGAUCAGAUUAUUAUUCCGCUGACUACUGGAUCCCUGGGAGGUCAAGAUGAAGAGGAAGAUCCUAUGCUGGUUGUUCAUCCUAAUUAUGUUGUAGAUGCGUAGAUUAAUAAAUGAGUUUGUGUAUAUUUUAA
This is a messenger RNA of Cotesia glomerata, 2544 nucleotides long. RefSeq names its product DNA replication licensing factor Mcm6 (gene Mcm6). Bases 71 to 2515 code for a protein of 814 amino acids. The record is from RefSeq and is a predicted model, not a curated record. NCBI's taxonomy places the organism in Eukaryota, Metazoa, Arthropoda, Insecta, Hymenoptera, Braconidae. The transcript has 6 exons. Gene Ontology annotation, molecular function: single-stranded DNA binding; ATP binding; single-stranded 3'-5' DNA helicase activity. Gene Ontology annotation, biological process: mitotic DNA replication; double-strand break repair via break-induced replication; DNA replication initiation. Gene Ontology annotation, cellular component: nucleus; MCM complex.